This is a messenger RNA of Argiope bruennichi, 841 nucleotides long. RefSeq names its product cuticle protein 10.9-like. NCBI's taxonomy places the organism in Eukaryota, Metazoa, Arthropoda, Arachnida, Araneae, Araneidae. Gene Ontology annotation, cellular component: chitin-based extracellular matrix. The coding region runs from base 119 to 550 and encodes 143 amino acids. The transcript has a single exon. Gene Ontology annotation, molecular function: structural constituent of chitin-based larval cuticle. The record is from RefSeq and is a predicted model, not a curated record.
GUUAUCACAAUAUCCAGUAACUCUUCGAAAGUAAGUCAAAAUUCCACCUUUCCGAUAUAUAAACUCAUUGCUGACUCUGGCAAGACGCCUUAACAGAUUAUUCACACUUCAGUUAAGAAUGGUGUCCUUCGAAAUCGUGACAGCUAUUCUUUUCUGCGGAUUGUCAUCCAUUUUCUUGGUUAAUUCUGCAGUUUUACCUACUGAGUCCUCACAAGUUCCUAUCGAUACUGAACCAGUGGUUUUGGUGAAUCCAGCGAAUGCUUAUAUUUUCGGAUACCAAUCUGAUGAUGGUUUGGGAACGACUCAACAUCGCCACGAGGUUGCUGAUGGAUCUGGGGUUGUGAAAGGUACUUACGGUUACAGGGACUCUUUUGGGAUCUUUAGAACUGUGAAUUAUACAGCUGACGCCAGUGGGUAUCGGGUAGUGAUUCGCUCCAACGAACCAGGAUUUGCAGCUCAAAAUUCUGGAGAUGUAAUUUACUUGGCUGACUCACCAAGUCCUAUUUUAGCUCCACCGAUUGCUGUGAGAGUGAAGCCACCAACUAAGUGAAAGUUCUUUAAUUAUGAAAAAUGAAGAAUUACAACUUGUUGAUACAUCAGAUUGUUCUGGCUGCCCUCAUCAAUUAGAAUAAUGCUGCAAUUCACCUGAGUGAAAUCUCCAAAAGAUUAAACGAUCAACUCAGAACUUAUGGGGAAGUUUGAUUUUUGUGUUUUGAAUAAAAUGAGGUAGAAAGUCUUUUGGACUCUCAUAACUAACAGAAAGAUAUCAUCAAUUUUCCUUCACCAAAACAUCAACUUACUUUUGAACUGAUUACUUUUCAAACUGUGGUCGGUUCUUAAA